UGCACUAUUAUUUCAUAAUUUUCUAUACCGUACCUGCAAACAAUAGUUUUUAGCUAAAAAAAUGAAUUAAGUUCAACAAAUAUGAUUGUGAAAAACAUUUUUAAAUUGUCUCAAGUCAUGGGCAGGCUUCGGCUUGUCCCGAAUCCCAAAGAAUACUGUCAUAUGGCGCCGCUGAACAGGAGCAGUUAUAGCCAACGGUUGGGUUCGGGAUCACGAUCACUGUGUUCCUGUGCUGCAGAUCACCAAGUUGCCUGGACAGCUCCAGCUCCCAGCGCUUCCGGUGGAAUGUUUUGGGCCUUUUCCGCUGCCUUCACUCUUAAUCUUUUUGGUGGAGCCGACGAAAAGGAGGAGACUCCAGAGGACAAGCUGGUGAAGACAAUUAAGAGAUCGAUCCUGUGCAUCCAGCGGGAACAAUACGACAAGGCCGAGCAGAUGCUCCACCUAGCCCUGCGAAUGGCGCAGGAUAUUCAGAGCAAGGACGGCAUCACGUAUGUCUUCGAUCUGAUGGCCAAUUUGGCCAUGGAGCGGGAGCAGUUCAAGAAGGCUGAGAAGAUAUUCACGGACGUAAUGAAGCGCCUCUUCGCCGACGGGCACACGGAAGAAAGUCCCAAGAUACUCCACAUUAGCUCCAAGAUAGCGCACAUGUCCCAGCUGCAGGGUGACUUGGAGAAGAGCUUUCAAGGAUUCACCUGGACGCUUCAACAGUUGGCCAAACUCCUGGAGAAAAUGCCCGACGACAAGGACAUUCUGGAGCUCUAUGGACUCACAAAGAAUUGGUUCGGCCAGUUGCUGAUGAAGCAGGGCAAGUAUCUGGAGGCAAAAAACCUCUUCAAGGAGGCCUUCGACACACUGAUCGACGUUUACGGCGCCGUCAAUGAUGCCUCGGUGACUAUCCUGAACAACAUUAGUGUGGCUUAUGUGAACCUGGAGAAGUACCCCGAGGCCAGAGAGACCCUUGAGCAAGCUAUGGAACUGGCCAAGGAGCUGAAGGACGCCACACAGGAGGGUAUUUUGCAGGCCAACCUCGGUCUAGUGUAUUUGCGCGAAGGCUUGAUGUCGCAAGCGGAGAACGCUUGCCGGCUGGCGUGGAAAUUGGGCAAGCAGCACCAGAAUCCCGAUGCCGUUGAGCAGGCCGAAUAUUGCCUCAACGAGAUAAAGACCACUCUUAAUGGGGAGAAGCGAAAGUGAGGUUUCUUUUUACAAUGUAUUUUUGACUAUUUAUAAAAAUUAAUUUCGAAGUAAAGCUCAAAUUGUAAAGGCUUAA
Drosophila biarmipes is the source of this 1264-nucleotide messenger RNA. It is a transcript of the gene Ttc19, whose product is annotated as tetratricopeptide repeat protein 19 homolog, mitochondrial. Gene Ontology annotation, cellular component: mitochondrial inner membrane. The coding region runs from base 82 to 1188 and encodes 368 amino acids. Gene Ontology annotation, biological process: mitochondrial respiratory chain complex III assembly. The record is from RefSeq and is a predicted model, not a curated record. Gene Ontology annotation, molecular function: protein binding. The transcript has 4 exons. Lineage: Eukaryota; Metazoa; Arthropoda; Insecta; Diptera; Drosophilidae.